Molecule: messenger RNA, 1447 nt
Organism: Patiria miniata (bat star)
Lineage: Eukaryota; Metazoa; Echinodermata; Asteroidea; Valvatida; Asterinidae
Exons: 3
Coding region: 618-944 (108 amino acids)
Source: RefSeq, a predicted model, not a curated record
AAAAAAAACAAUGAAAUAAAUUUAAUCAGUUGAAAUUGAUGUACCUUGUGAGCAGGUAUGGUGGUUUACAAGGAUUUUGGUGGAUUUUAUCAAAUGCCAACACUUAGGGUCUUUUAAAAUAAUUAAGUUUGAACUUUAAUUUUUCCUUGUACAUUUGCGGUGUAAAUUGAAUCUUUUGCAACCCUGCAGGUUUUGUCUCAUUUUAUCAUCCUCAACCACUUCACUCCACCAUUUUUACCCAGGAUGUCAACUAGAUCUUCACCACAUACACUGACCCAGCACCCAACAGUACCAGCCUGGUAACACACCUCAUAGUCCCCCAGUCACAGCAGCCAUCGGAGACGGACACAUCAUCCCCGGGGCUAUGAGCAGACUGAUGGGCAGCAGCCGCAGAUCGAGUACCAGUAUGCCUGCAUCAAUGAUCUGAGCCAGAGCACUGCCAAUGGGGAAGGUAAGAUGUUGUCCUUAUUGAGAUACCAGACGAAGGAAGCAAAGAGGAUUUGGAGGACGAGACUUGCUACACAGAGCACAACUUGUCGCUGCUGCUGCAGGAGAAGGAAAGUCUGGAGAAGACUCUUGAGGAGGAGCGGACCACGUGGGCCCAGACAGAGCACAGGAUGAAAGGCACUAUAGAAAGGCAUCGUACAAAGGUUGAGUAUUUGUCCAACACAAACAUGUCACUCAAGCAGCAGCUGUCCAUGAUUCACACGUCCAGUUUGAAACAUCUAACCAACGACAGCGAGAACCAGUCCAUUUUGCAAGAGUUACUGCAACACAUGUCUGAGGAGCACACCCAGCUGCUGCACCACCAUCUAGCACAGCUAUGGCUGUACGCUCAGGCCUGCGCAUUAUCCAAAUCAGCCCCCGAGGAAUCUGCAGCUAAAUCACAGUCUUGGUACCAGACCUGGCUGACCAAUCACAGGACAUCUCACACAUGGCCAUGAUGUCGUCCUCGGAGGGCACCCUUGGGAACAUGGAGCAGACAGUCGUCAUGACGAUAACGCCUGAGGAGGAUUCGGAGCCGUCGGCAACAUCGUGGAUAACCCCGGAGAUACUGUGGGACAUGACUCCUUGACUUUGGAUUAGGACGUUCACUUGUCACCAAAUGACAUUCUGUACCAACUGACAAGCGAGGGACUGUCACCAAGACAUGCCACCUCUGAGUCGGGUCACGUUUAUCAAUCAGGUAGAACUCAUUCACAUCACAACACAGGCUGUGAUGUCACGCAACAGGAUUUUCACAAGAACAAAAGUUGAAAAUUGGUUCUUUCCAACAGCAUGCCAAAAAUAUUCUGCCCCGAUGGCUUUGACAAAAGAACGUUUGAUGACAACAUGUCAAAUGAGGGACCACCAUUAAAAUGUGGGAGAACUAACAGCCUGAAAGCCACUUAACUAAAUAAAACCGGACAUAUUUUGUAAACAGUGUACACUCAGUGUUGUCCGAGGG